Messenger RNA from Porites lobata, 12079 nucleotides. The record is from the annotation of a GenBank genome assembly. NCBI's taxonomy places the organism in Eukaryota, Metazoa, Cnidaria, Anthozoa, Scleractinia, Poritidae.
AUGGCGGAGUAUUUGGCGUCGAUCUUUGGUACAGAGAAAGACAAGUAAGUCAAUCCAGGGUCGUAGGCGAUCCAUUUUCAUGUUUUAAAUAAAUAAGAUUUAUUUUGUUCAGGUUUGAGUUCCACAAGCGCAGGACUUUAGCGACUGUUGUGUUGUCAGAUCAGCUUAUUACUGCAACCAUCUAUUUAGCUAAGAGUUUCCAAAAUAUAAGCCUGUAAGAUCUGAACGUCCAUAUUGUCCACAAAUUUUGUUUCUUGUGUUCCAUACAGGAAACUUCCUAUUACUUUUAGAUAAUUUUACAGUCAAACCAGGUCAAGCGUUCCCGUCGCUAACAAACUAAUGAAUUCAUUAAUGGAAAAAUGAUUUCGUUUGUUGAUUCAAUAAUCCAUUCAUAAAAUGAAUAAUCCAACAGUCAAAUUGGACCUCGAUUCAAUAAUCAAAUGUUGAUUUGGUUUAUGAACAAAAUCUACCUGUUCUUUAUUCUUGUCUGUUGUGUUCAAUCGUAUUUGCUUCCUUUUUCCUGCCGUUUACGAUUGCGUUUUUCAUUGCCUUUAAUCAAAAUAACAGCUAGAGUAGACAGACCGCAAACGCAAAGAAACUAUGAGAAACUGACAAAGGCCGAGGAUCGAAAUCCACCAAUCACCGCACAUACACUGACCUUAGUUUGACCAUUGUGUUUUCUAAGAGGUCAGGCCUAGGUCUGUUGCACUGAUUACUGGCAGCAAACUGGCGUACAUGUAACAGUUUGUUUGGGUUUGAACUUCAGAACUCGCCAGCACUCGACUCUCAGAAAAAAAAAGAGGAAAAAACAAAAUUCUGAGGUCAACUUGUGGAAAGUGUAGUUUUUCAAAAAACAGUAAUCGAAUCAACAUUCGAUUAUGGAAUUGUUCAUUUUAUGAAUGGAUUAUUGAAUCAAAAACGAAAUCAUUUUUCCGUUAAUUUUUAGUUACAAGAAACCUGUCCCUGUAUGAAAACGAACCCCAACCCCAAUUUUUGUUACACAACUAUACCUUCAAAGUUUAGCUUGUCGGUCUUAUAUAAAAAGCCCCUUCUAAACGAUCAAAUAUUAUAUUUCCUCAAACGUCGUGUCUGAAAAGCAUGUUUUACCGUUCACAAACCAAUGUUUGAUCGUUGAGCCACCCCAUGGCCAUGUUGUGCAUGACAAAUACAAUGGUGGACGAAAAUGUUUGAUUGUUUAGCCCAGGCCUUAGCCCGGUGUAGUUUGACAAAACCAAGACAAGUUAUGAAUUCUUCUAUAUUACUUUGUGUAGUUUAUUAUGUGAGAAAUGGAAGAAGGUUGUAGAUGGUAAUAUGUGGGAAAAAUUGAUUAAGGAGGCAUGUAUACUUCUGUGUGUGCUAAAUUGAUUUUCCACCUGUUUAGAGUAAAUUGCUCUUUCUACUUCAAAAUUGGUGCUUGUCGCCAUGGAGAAAGAUGCUCAAGACUUCAUAACAAGCCCACUUUUAGCCAGGUGUGUACCUUUUAACCCUUUAAGUCCCAAUAGGGACCAACAGCAAUUUUCUCCUAACAAUGUCCAUACAUUGUCAAGAGAUAAGAUUGUGAGAAUAUAAAAAAUGACCAUGAAAGAGAAAAUGCCUUGAUCUUUUAUUAAAUUCUCUCAACUAAUUCUUAAAGGAAAUGUAUGGAGAUCAGUUUGGAGAAUUUGUAUGUGGAUACUGGGGCUCAAAGGGUUAAUGGAACUUAUUCGUUUUUGUCUGGAUUAGAAUGAAAUUAUGUUAUGUGUGUGCCUUAGGGUGGAUUUCCACUGUCGUGGAAAUUAUUUUCAGUUACGCGUACAUACACGUAAAUUUUACUCAUGUAAAUAAAAUAGAGACAUGGUAUGAAGUGUUGUGCUUAAACAUGAAGUUGAGCGAGAUUAAACUUUCAAGCGUGGUGUUUCAUACAUUACCUCUCUUUUACUUGCGAACGUAAAUUGCACACAUACACACAUAAAAAUUAAACGGCAGUGGAAAUCUUAGGCCCAGUUCAAACACUGCAUUUCACACUCACAUGUGCUGAAUUUCAUGUUUACGAGGAAAAUCUAUCAUUCUCCUAAUUUGCAUUAGAUUUGUCACUUGUGAAAUGCACCAUUUUAACUGGACCUUUGGACAUUCGUCUCAACAUAAAUACAAACUGAACUUCACUGUUAAUGUGUGAAAUGUUUGGUACUCUGUUAGUAAGAUAUACCAUUUUAUAGAAUGAGAGAAAUCAAAAGAGAUUUUUUAUUCUAUUUUUUAACAUUAAUAGUCACAAAAAAACCUUCAUUGAAUAAAAGUUGUUAAAAUAUUUACAAGGAAGCCUAAUGAAGCUUAAGUAUAUUAAUGUUCCAUUUGAAACUAAAUUCAUGGCUCAAUGCAGAGUGAACAAGAUCAGAAAAUUAUGCGACAGAUCGGCUGUCAGUGAGAUAAUUCUUCAAAUUUUUUUUAAAAACAAAUAUAGAAGGAGAGCUAAUUAGUGAAACAGGCAACGAAUUGAUGAACGAGAUAUUGCUAACCUAAAAAUUACCUGUCUAAGCCAUCCUUAAUAUAUGUCAUGUUAACAUGGUCUCUUUUUGUGGUAAUAUAUUUUGGUUUGCAGACCAUUUUGCUGCAAAACAUGUACCAGAAUCCUCAGAGUGCAGCCCAGGUUGCAGAUGGGACAAGUAAGCAUUACAGAAAACUCUUUUCCCCAGAAAAGAAGUCAAAAGUUAAAGCCACCUUACAGUGCAGCUGGCUUGUGUUAUACCUUAAAAAAAUGAAUGUUUUUUUCAAAAUUCUACAUUGUAUGUUUUCCUAAUUUAGUAGGGUGAUAUUUGAUACGAGCUUUUCUCAAGACAACAUGAAGAAUUUGCCCAAUAAAAUUGGGCCAGAAAAUUUUGUGUAUUUCAUUGUGUCAGAAAGGAGCAGUUCUUUGUGGUGGAGAAAUGACAUUUUGUCCAGAACAGAUUUCUCUUAUUUGUUUCUCUUCUUUCUUCUUUGUCCUGUGUCUUUUUUUUUUAUACACUGAUAAAAAUGAUUAUUUCCAACAGCAACUCACAAGUUCAGGGAUUCAUAUGAAUGAACAAGAAUGAGAAAGGCACAUAAAACAAAACAAAAUUCGUGAAAGGUUGCUUCUCUCACGUACAAACACUUAAUUCUCUGGUUAAGGUGGCUCAAUAAGGUUUUCUGUUUCAAGGCCUCCUAAGUUUGAGUAUAAAGUACGCCCCCAUUAACAAAGAUUUGCAAUAAUUACCACCACAGCUGUAUUAGAUAAAGAUGAAAAUUUGUUAUGAUCAGGGUAACAGUGAUAUCAGAGUUGUCAUAGUAAUGAAAUGAAGCAAUUACCUCAUCUUUAUCUAAUACAGCUGUGGUGAUAAUUUUUUCAAAUCUUUGUUAAUGGCGACAUAGUUCAUGGUCAAAUUUAGGAGUUAUUGACCCUGAAAAACUCUAUCAAGCCACCCUUAAAGUAAUUCACAGAAAUUUCAUGUCCUCUUUACUUUGUUAUCCACAGGUAGUGCAAUAUCCGAUGUGGAAGCCCAGGAACAUUAUGAUCGAUUUUUUGAGGUGUGCAUUUUCCUUUAUGAAUUUUUUACCAAGGCUGUGCUCUAAGAAAAUUGAAGGGAGCCCAUCCAUGUAGAGUAGCUCACCAGGGUGCCCAGUGUAGGGUUUCUGUAUUAAAACUAAGAUAUUCUAGUCUCCUAGGAGAAAAAGUUUGGUACCAGGGGCAACCACGUACUGCUAUAGCAAAGCCUUGUUAUAGUUAAAAAGUCUUAACAAAACCGUCUUGUGAUGAAUUCAUUGACUUGCAUUUUUUUUUUCUGUAGGAUGUUUUCUUGGAACUUGAAGAGAAAGUAAGUUGGAUCAUUAAAUUUUGUUUCACACAGCUCUGGAGAGCAAGCAAGCUUUUGUCAAUAAAUUAAGUAUUACAAGCACUAAAGAGUGGGUAGCAAAGUUGUUCAAGCAAUAAUUUAACCCUUUAAGCCCCAGUAUCCACAAACAAAUUCUCCAAACUGAUCUCUAUACAUUUCCUUACAGAAUUAUUUGGGAGAAAUUGAUAAAAGAUGAGAGAUUUUUCCCUUUGUGCUCAUUUGAUUAAUUCUCACAGAUGUUGCACUUGACAAUCUAUGGAUAUUAUUAGGAGAAAAUUGAUGUUGGUCAAUAUUGGGACUUAAAGGGAAGUACCACAGAAGGCAAAUUGUGUACAGUACUUGCUGUCUUGCAGUACAACAUUCCCUCCUCCCUACCAGAAGUUAAGGGGUAUGGUUAUCAAACCCUUGUAUGCCCCAAAUGUUAAUUUUGCUUGCUGCUGUUGUUUCAGUAUGGUGAAAUUGAAGAAAUGAAUGUGUGUGAUAACCUUGGAGACCAUCUUGUUGGCAAUGUCUAUGUCAAGUUUCGCUAUGAAGAAGAUGCAGAAAAAGCUGUGAAAGACCUUGAUAAUCGCUGGUACAAUGGUAAGAAGCAGAUUUGACAGUAAGUUAUCAACAUGGUAGUGCACCUGUUGAAACAUAAAAUUCAGUGUUUGUAUUGAUCAUAAAGGUUGCAUAAAGGUUGAGUUGCUUGUGCAUGAAAUUUUCAAGCAACCGGCAUUGUCAGGACUAAACCUAUAUGACAUGCUUUUUAUUGCUGUAACUCUAUGUUGCAACAAUGUCUUCUGUUGCCAUUUGGUCCAUGGUUUGAAAUGACAUUUAUCAGCUAAAUCCUGCUUACUAAUGUUGGUUUAAUUUGUGCACACUCUCUUUCCAUCAACCACAUGGUGAUCAAAAUGUUUCUAAAAAUCACUGUCUUUUGAAAGCUCCCUAGUAAUUCUUAGCAUGGACUGGUACAUACACUGUUGCAGAUUUUGGUGGCAGUCUCUUGCAGUUAAAGGGAGCAUUUUGUUAUUGAUUUCUCUGUCAUUUUUUUCAGGUCAGCCCAUUUAUGCUGAGCUGUCUCCUGUUACGGACUUUAGGUUAGCACAUCAACCUUGCUGUUACUAUGUUUCAGAUUGUACAAAUUGGGUUCAUUAGAGCAUAAUUUCAAGCAAGACAUAUAAUAUUCCAUUAACCUCCAAUAGUGACCAGUAUCUAAUUUCUCCUCACAGUAUCAGGGCAUAGUCAAAGAAAGAAGGCAUGAGAUUUAAGACAAUGAUCGUGCAAAAUCAAUUGUUUUUUAUUGGCGUCUUCUCCCAACUAAUGCCAUAAGAUAUUUUUGGAGGCCAGUUAGUAGAAUUUGAAUUUUGAUAUUGUUGCUUAAAGGGUUGAUGGGAGCAUGGACAUUGUGAGAGGUUUCUUGUACAAGUAAGGGGGCAUUUAGAAGAAAAGCUGUCUGUAGUGUAAUGAUUUCAUUCAGCCUGUUCUUUGCUUGCCAAAUUUUAAAACAUAUUGUUUCCUUUCCUUUUUGUUUUAGGGAGGCAUGCUGCAGACAGUAUGAAAUGGGGUAAGCCUAAAAUAUUUCCCACUUUUGUUACAUGUAGUUAGUCCAUUGACAAUCUCAAACUUAUAGUGUACACUAACAGUAGUUCCAUACUAGUGCUGUCUCUUUUUCAUUUGUUUUAUAUUUGUAUUAAGUUCUUCUCCUGAAUUAUAUGAUUUUGGAUCCUAAGUGAAGCUUGCAGAGAGCUUGUACUACACAAAUGUAGUCUUUAAACUUGAAGGGGACACUCAAAGGGAUCACAAAGAGUGUACCUCAAAGAUCCAAGAUGGUACCUACAUGUACACUUUAGCACAGCCUCUUUUGGAAUCCAACAAGGAUGGUUGGUGCUAAUUACUGCCUCAGAUUCAUCUUUAGAAAUUCAGAAUGUGUAAGUUAAGUGAUUUACACUGUAGAAAAAGAUUCAUGGCACAGCCUUUUUGGGAAUCCAACAAGGAUGGUUGGUGCCAAUAACUGCCACAGAUUCAUCCAUAGAAAUUCUGAAUGCGUAAGUAAAGAGUGAUGAGAAAUUUUAUUUGACAACUUGUGGCAAAUGUUCAGGACUUGGUCUGUUGUCAACUGUACUGUAUGCAAUAUUAGGGAGUUUAAGCAAACAGGACUGUGAUGAGGAUGGCAAUAGGGAUGUCAUGUAUAGUUAACAAAUUGAUGCCAGUCUUUUAUGUGUCUGUCCUCUAAUUGAUGAUAAAUUGAUGUUAUAACAUUGUCAAAGUGUUAUGGAUCUACUAGCUGAGGCUGUCUUCUUAUGAUGUCAUAAAAUUGUCAAAGUGUUGCAGAUCCACGAGCCACAGGCGAGUGGAUCCACAAUAAAAUUUGACAACAAAAAUAAUUAUCAUCAAUAAGAGGACGGCAAUUUGGUUUUGUAUGCUGACGUCCGAACCCCACUGUUAAACAUGUAAAGAUAUAUUGUAAAGGCGGUACGUCUGUUGUCCUCUCAUCCAUGACUCCUCCCUUCCUUCCUUCCUUCCUUCCUUUUUACAAUAACAAAGGCUAGAAUUUAUGACUUUUUUAAACUAGCGCAAUGUAUUGUCAAUAACUUUUCUCGCUUGGUGAUUGGCCACUGAAGACAAGUAACGAAGUUUCAUUGGCUAAAAAUUUGACAGGUUGAGUCAUGCCACUGCCUUGCGUAAAAUUCUUAGGAAUGAUAUCAGCGAUGUUUAUUGUCUUGGAAAAUGGAGGCAUUUCUGGGGUAGUACAAAGUCAUAAACUAGCCCAAGAAAUUUUGGAGCCAUUAAAAUAACUGAGCAAGUCAAAGUGUUGUAUGGUUGAGCUGUCUGUAGAGCAACUAGUCCUGCAGUUUAGAAAAAUUGCUAACCAAACAGUGCGAACAAGUACCGUGUACCUGUUGUUUGCUUCAGUUCAGGUUUUUUUUUUGUCCUGAAUGCCAUUCAGCUAUAUGAACAGUGUACAAUUAAACCGAAAGGUGGUUUUUAUUCACAUGCAGUCUUCAAUUCAACUUUCCAGGUGCUUACAAAGUUUCACAAAGUUUGUACAAAAAGUUUGUUUUGCUUUUGGAAAAAAUGGAUCCGAAAAAUGCACAGUGUUUGUCAAAAGAAAACUACUAUUAUUAAUGUCUUUAGUUUGAAUAAGCUAAACUUUCAGAAUUGUUUUCGUACUUUUUUUAGCUUUUCAACUCUGUAUGAAAAUUAAAAGCUUAGCCGAAUCACAGUUUUGAAGCUGUACAAAUUCUAGCAAGUUGUCUCGGCUUUUGGUUGCAUCAGAGCUAUUUAGCUAAUUUUGUCUUAGUGACAGAAAGUGAAUCUUCUACGAAACUUAAAAAAGAAAAACAUUGAAAUUUGGCCUUCGUUUGGCAAAUGACCGUGUCUUGCAUAAUUAAAAUUUUGUGUCUGUUCUCUUAUUGAUCAUAAAAAUUAGCCAAUCAGAGCACAAGAAAUAAUUCAGCUAUUGUAAAAAAUGGGAAAAGUAAAAUUUUCCAUCAAGUGUUUACACCCUCUACAACGAAAUAUAUGUCCAUUUGAGAGUUUCAUGUUGUAAAGUGCUGUGAUGGUGAGAGUUGUUGUUUUGGUUAUAAAACCUAUCGCUAUGACUUCACUGUCUGUCGUGGUUGCUUAAACUUCCUAUUAUUUCAUGCCCACUGAACACUGCUUCUUUCUUUUCAAUUGCUGUACUCAAAGUUCUUUUCUUUCUGAUACAUACAUACCAACAUUUUAUUUGUAUUUUAAGAAUGAUUUACAAUUAUUGUAACAUACCCGCGGGUAGCUAAGCUAAUCUAGGCGGGUCAUAUUUUCAGGAAAUAAAUAUAACUAGAAGUCGCAAGAGACCUAAAAAAGAUAGAAUUGACAUAAUGAGUAGAGACUUCUGUAAUUUUUUAAGCUGAUGCCCCUAGCAGGCUGUUUCUGAUUGUAUGAUCCCCUCUGUUAUGCAGUGAAUGCACACGAGGAGGGUUUUGUAACUUCAUGCAUCUGAGGCCUAUAUCUCGGGACAGCCGGUAAGAGUGUCUGGACUACUCAGCGUAAUCAAUUGUAGUCUUCUUGUAUAUUCCUAGAGAGUGUACUCGUGGUGGGUUUUGUAACUUCAUGCACAUGCGGCCUAUUUCAAGAGACUUGCGGUGAGUUGGGUGGAAGGGACAAGAGUGGGAAUGGGGAGCAUAAAUGGGAACGGAAAAGGAAAAAAGUGGGAUCCAGAAAAUGAUUGAAAGGUGGCAAAAAUACAUUUUAUGGGAAACGUUAGAGAUCUUUAGAUUUGAGGAUGAAGUUUUUUCACAUAUUCUCAAAAAAUAGUCACCCCAGAAAGCUUUAUUGUUUGUUUUUUUUUUUCACCAAAAAAAUCAUCACUGUUAUCUUUAUUGAAGGAAGUUAAGCCCUCUCCUGAUCGCAAAAUUAUAAAACCUUUAACAUUUGAUACCUUGUCCCACCAGUACAACAUUCUCGCUAAAACUAGAAGUAGAAUGACAAUGGCUUUCAUGUUUUCCGGCCAAAGUGACUCGUACUCAUAGUCGAUCUCAUCUUAGAAUCUAAAGCUCUCUAUCAUAAGGAAGUUUGGGACCCAGCGUAUGGACAACCUCUGAACAGGGUCCUUGGACUACACCUGCUAAGACAGCCCUCUGUCCGGCCUAUCUUCUUCAAGCAAAAACAGUUACCUGCUUUUUUCCUUUGAUUGUUUAUUAUUAUGCCUGGUCCUAUGUAACCUAAUCUUGUAUUCCCACUGAGGAAUAAGGUUGAUAAACACUGUACUUUAGAAAUGUGGGAAUCUCAAAAUUAAUGGUCCGAGCCAUGAAAUUAGGGUUAGUUAGAUUUAAAAUGUUCUCAAUCUUCCUGGGUGAUCUUCGCUGUUAAUUUUGUGUUCUGAGACAGCUAGGGACCACUUGGUCACAGUUCUGUUAAUUUUUUUGGAUAACUUCCAACUGUCUGCUUCAUUAAGUUACUGGUAUAUUUUUAAAGGGAUGUUUAUGGCAAAGGCCUGUUUAGGGGCAUACUAAGAACUUUAAUAGUAACAUCAUUUCUGCAUUCUGUAUUAUAUAUUUGUACUUGUUUGUGAUUACAAAUAGUUAAUUUUUUACAUACAGGCGAGAGUUGUAUGGUCGCAAUCGUCGCAGAAGGAGGUAUGUCCCUUUUCUUUUUGUAACUUGUAGUUUGAAUUGUCAGCUGUUUUGAAGGCAGCUUCCAAUGGAAGAAUUGGUGCCUACUUGACACUUGUAUUAAAUAAUUUAUUAAUUUAUUAAAAAGAACAUCCAAGUUUUAAUCUUUGCCACCUGCGACACUGGUUCUCUUGCCCACUAUUAUGAAGGAUUUUGACUGGGCCUGCAACUAGAUGGUACCACUUUUCACUCAUUCCCCCAAUGUUCUCUCCAUGAAACUCUUGCCAGCUACAAAUUUUUUAUAGUAUAAAAUGCUCUAAGUAAGUGGAAUAUGGUCGCCUAGGUGAGCAUAGUCCUGAAUAGGACUGUUGUUAACACAAUGACUGAGUGUAGUAGUCAUCUUCAGAGACAAAGUAAGUUGUAUUUCAUCAAUAUUAUUGGCCGAUGCUCCCAUGAUACUUAUCGGUCUGCCCCUCAGCAUAUUAAAAUCUUAUUUAUUUCAGAGGUGCAGCCGGGGCGAAAGAAUCACCUCCACGGUUAGUACAAAAAGGACAUCAUUUUGUUAUGUAGAAAACAGUUUUCAAGAAAAGUCCUUGAUCCUUUCAUAAAAAUACCAGACCAAAAUAUAUUGGCAAAAAAUUUCUUAAUCAGGAUCUAAUAUUGAUAAGCCAUGCAAACUUAAAGGAAAGAAGAUAUUGUUAAUGAAAUGUGCCAACACGGAAUGUUGAAAAAUUACCUGUAGAUCUCAAAUAGAGCAUUCAUCUUCAGGUUUACAUACGAUGUCUAAUGGCCUUAGAGAAUCAGUAGCAGGCCAAGGCACACCUUACCCACACACAUGCAAAACAUAGUCAUAGUUACAAUGAAAUUAGCCUGCAAUGAGACCAUCUUGAUAGAAAAGGAGCAGAGAGCAAGUUGAGAGUUUUGCCACGUGGCAAAACCAUGGAAUUGCAAGAUGGUGGGAAGGCCAACAUGAAACCUCAACACAAGAUCCUUCUUCCAUGUUACACGUACAUGUACAAGUUAAGAUAACAAGGCUCUAACUUUGAGUGCAGUGCAGGGACAUGUCUCACUUGACUUAGAUUACAGUUAUGACAAAUUCAUCGUGUUGUCGCUUACAACUAGGCAUCAUGAUAUCAGCAAAGGCUUAGUUAUCCACUGUCACCCCUCUGACAGAUUAUAAUAAGGGAUCUUUUUGUCAAUGAGAAUUAAAAUUAUUCCUGUGAUGUCCAAAUAUGUCAAAAUGUUCAUAACAAACAUUGUUAUGCCAAUUGGAUCUUAAACUCUUGGGUAACACUACCUUUCAAAUGAUAAAAAGAUUUUAAGUUAGGUAUCACAUAUUUUGAAUCUUAAUCUUGGUCUUAUGCAACAAUCCCUCCUUAAGGUACUUGUAUAUUUCUUGUGGGUAUCACUUUUGGUCACUGUGUGUAAUGUCUGUUAACACCCACUGCUCAGAGGUAGUCAAGUGACAAAAUUGAAAGCUAAAUUAAUUAGGGCAUUUCGUUCUUUUAAAAAACGUCUUUUGCUGACAAGGUGCAAAGUUUCCUUCUCUGUAUUAUUUUGUUUAAGGCAAUAAUAAAAUUUUCAUUUUUAAAAGUUGCAUCCUUUAAGUCAUGAUUCUGUAACUGAUAUAGAGCUUUUUCAGGUAACAGGAAGAUGCGUUAUUCCAUCAUUCUGCUUUAAGACCAAUACCUGGAAUAAUACUGUAAUUUCUAAACGUUAUUCUAAGAAUGAAAUUGUGUCAUCAUUUCUGGCUGCAGUGAAAGCUUGUUUGUAUUCUUUGUUGGAAAACUCUACAAUAAUUACAAAUUUCAGGAAAGGAGAUUUUUACUCCAACUCGACCAUUGGAAAAGGCAAAGGACAAGCUCUCCCAACCAACCAAAUAUUGUCAGACAUGAUUUUGUUUACUUACUUAUUUAAUACAUUUUUUUCUAUAACUUAAUCUUUAUUUAAAAAAAUUUAGGUUUUUUUUACCAGUUUAUUCUAGGGAGCCAGCUGGGCCAUAGCUGUUGUUUUCGUUUUUAUUUAAAUAAAUGGUGAAAAAACAGUGUGAAAAUUCUGGAACUAAUUUCACAUCGCUUUUCAUAAACACUUCACUUUCCAUAAACUGUCGUGGUCUUUGUUUUCAUGGGUCAGUACACAUCAACAUUCCUGAAAUAAUUUUGGUGUUCACGGUUUUCUGAGUUUGACUAUGAAAAAACCUCUGACAGCUUUUUUACAGUUAUUUAUUACAUGCUUGAUACUGUCUCGUAUUUAGUUGUUUGUUUUUAUUUAUUUGUUAAUAGUAUUUCUGGUUUUAUUUAUAGAUCCCGCUCAGCCUCCCCUCCAUACACCCGCCGUUCACAGUCCAGGUCUCCGCCUCCCCGUCGUCGUUCCCGUUCUCCUCCUCGCCGGGAUAGGUCACGCUCACCUCGCCGUGACAGGUCACCAUAUGAUCGUGACAGAAGAGGCCGUCGCUGAUAUGACCCACACAUUUCUAUCGUUAUUGAGUAUUUCAUGAUAUAAAACAUAUGUGCACUUUUUAGCUUUCCCAUUUUGGUUUUUGCUUUACAUGUAAGAUUAUUUUUCUUGCUUAAGACGAUGUUGAUAUGGAAUGUAAAAGUGCUACACUGUACAUCACAAUGUGAAGUAUAUGAAAUAAUUCACGUUUUCCAAGUUUUGUCUUUUGUAACCAUUGUCACGGCGAUUUUCGUAUGACCUUGAAAUGAAAAUGCGCGAACCAAACUGAAACACCAAAUGGACGGAAAGAGGGCGAUUUGAUUGGUUCAUCGAACGGACACAAACGCACGUGGCAUUUGGUUAGUUAAGCCCACGGACUUUCCAAAAAUUGAUAGAUCCUUCCCUUGAUGUCAUACUGCUACACGGUUGGCCAAGCGAACAACGCCUCCUCCAUAUUAGGGUUUUCUUUUGCGGGAAAACGAACAGUCCAUGUUUUGAUCUUUCUUUUCAUCCAUUGGCUGAUAAAACAAAUAACGAACACUUACCGAAACUAUUAUUCAAGGUCAUACGAAAAUCGCUCUAACUCUUCAACUUCCAGGGGUGACCAAUCGCUAACUUCUCCCUGUAGUGAUACUGCUCAAACAAUCAUAAAGGUUGAGAGAAUAAAAGAAAUGAUCAAUAAGUGUAAAAGUUCUGGAUAGUUCAACAGAUUCUCCUCAUUAGUACCUUGGGAAGUGUAUGGAG